AUGGAGCUUGAGCUUAAUCUAGGGGUUUCUCCAGCUCUAGCAAAGGGCACUGCCAUGCCUAUGCUGACAUGGAGUGUGAGCUCAUCCUUGCGGGUGGAAGUUCCUGUGCGCCAGGCAGCUGAAGACAAGGGUGGGUUUGGUGGUAGAACCAAGAAAAAGCCGAGGCUGAGCAAGGAGCAGUAUGGGUUCCUGGAGGACAGCUUCAAGGAGCACAGCACCCUGACGCCAAGACAGAAUAGUGACAUAGCGAGCCGGCUCAACCUUGGACCGCGGCAAGUGGCCAUCUGGUUUCAAAACAGAAGAGCUCGGACAAAGCUGCUGCAAACCAAGGAGGAGUGCGAGAACCUGAAACGUGGCUGCGCGGCGCUAACACAGGAGAACCGAAGGCUCCAAGGAGAGGUCGCGGAACUGCGCGCCUUGCUUACCAACCCUGCAAGUUUUACAGCCACCCACCAGAGCUCCGUUCCGUUCGGCACUGUGCAGAGGGGCCCGCCAGGACCGAUUUCUCUUGUACUCGGUACUCCUCGUCGUAAGUGCUAGGGCGCAGCUCCACCAUCUGCCGCUGCCCGAUCGUCGUCGACACUGCAGCAGCCGUGCCAUGGUACUGCUGGCCUGGUGGCGUUCCAAGGUGCGUGCGUAUAGCGUACGGUUAGGAAGAUGCAGGCGGGCGGUACCGGCAAGAUGGAUGCUCAGCAAGGCAAAACGUAUGCGCAGCGUGGAAAGGCACGGUGGUUUGGCCAGCUGGUGCACCGGCACAUGUGUAUAAGAGCUCCUUGUUACCGUACGUGUACUCUAUGCAUGUUUAUGCAAUAUACGCUUGUAUUGUAUGUUAAAUAUAUGUAUAUAUAUAUAUAUAUCGAGCGCUUUAUUAUU
Panicum virgatum (switchgrass) is the source of this 873-nucleotide messenger RNA. Its product is annotated as homeobox-leucine zipper protein HOX7-like. The coding region runs from base 1 to 540 and encodes 179 amino acids. The record is from RefSeq and is a predicted model, not a curated record. Gene Ontology annotation, biological process: regulation of DNA-templated transcription. Gene Ontology annotation, molecular function: sequence-specific DNA binding; DNA-binding transcription factor activity, RNA polymerase II-specific. Lineage: Eukaryota; Viridiplantae; Streptophyta; Magnoliopsida; Poales; Poaceae. The transcript has 4 exons.